This is a messenger RNA of Macrosiphum euphorbiae (potato aphid), 3309 nucleotides long. NCBI's taxonomy places the organism in Eukaryota, Metazoa, Arthropoda, Insecta, Hemiptera, Aphididae. The record is from the annotation of a GenBank genome assembly.
AUGAAUCGAAUAAAUCGGAAUCAUUAUGGUAACAUGUUCUUGUUACCAGCAAUAUAUUAUAUCUUGUUGUGCGUACAAAUUUUGAAUGCUUAUGAUGAACAUGAACCAAGUGUCACUAUUUCACAGCAUUUUCAUAAAGCUAAUUGCCUUGAUGAUUAUGAUAUUACUACAAUCUAUAGACUCGCGGAUCCACGUUUAACUUACGACAAUGGUUUGUUAGAUAGUUCAAAUGUGACGUCAAAUAGUAACUAUUCAAUUGAAUCAAUUGAAAUACAUUCCAGAACAAAUGCUAUUGGAAUACCUAUGUUAAUUGGAAAUCAAAUUGACAACAAUUCUCUGUCAGAUGCUAUUUUACAAUUUAAUUUGGCGGAAUUUUAUAAAUAUGGGUUUAUGCCAAAUAAUAGCCGUAUGGAAAUUUAUUUGGAUUCAAAUUACUGGAAACGAUCAACUAUUUUACUAACGGGAGACAAAUGUGGGUUCGACUCUGUUUCUUCUACUACGAAUUAUAAUACAGAAUUCAAGUUGAAUGAAUGCAUCGAUGCGUUAGAAUAUAAAUAUGACAAACAUUUCUAUCCAUAUUCAGCAAGAGAUGAUAUUCAUCAGACUUUUCUAAAAAUUCAUUGGAAGCCAGCUAAAAAACAAACUUGCUUAUCAAUUACAUACUAUCAUAGUUGGGACUCUGAAAUGGAAAUCAUUAUGAGUAUAUCCAGUGAAAAUGAUACGUUAAUAACUUCUUCUAUAUUAGAAAAAAAAGAUAGCAUAAUGACAUUAAAAGUGACCAACAUGGCCCUUAUUCAAGAUCAGAAAUAUAAAAUGCUAUUAAAAAGAAAAUAUAGUAGUACGCUUAACUAUAACGAUUACAAUAGUUAUUUGGGAAAUUGGUUUGAACUCAUACGGAUUACUCAAUGUUCAGAUGAAGAUGAAGAAGAAGUAAGAGUUGUUUCUAUAAAUGACAUUGGUCAUUGGUUUGAAGGUCCAAAGCCCUUCAAUAUACUCGGAAACGAUGAUACCACUGUCUGUAACAAAAUACAAUCCUCAACUAAAUCUUGUUUAAAUGGAGGUUUCAUGCAAUCAACAAGACAAACAUGCGUUUGCCCUCCUGGAUUUAAAGGACAAUUUUGUGAAAUAGGAUGUGGAUCAAAUUUUUAUGGAGCUGAUUGUAAUGGUGCUUGUUCGAUGCAUGCUAAUGAAAUAUGUCGAGGAUUGUUGAUGUGCACGAAAUAUUAUGGCUGUACAUGUCCAGUAGGCCUCACUGGUCCAUUGUGUAACAUAGAUUGUGAACCUGGUAAAUAUGGUGCGGAUUGUAAGCAAACAUGUUCAUCGAAUUGUCAUAACAAUAAAUGUGACCAAUAUACUGGCAUCUGUUAUCAUGGAUGUUCACAAGGAUAUUUACCACCAUAUUGUCUACAAAGAUAUCCAUACCUAAUUAAUCCACCUAAACUUCUUUCGUCCAAAUACGAUGCAUUGGAAAUGGAAUUGAAUUUCAAACUGGAUAAUGUUAAAGGAGGCGAUACAAAUAUAAAGUUGAAAUAUUAUCAAAUAUUUUAUAAGCCAAUAAUUGAAGACGAAUUUACAAAAUCUGAAAUUAAACUCAUUAAUGAAACUAGUAAUGCAACUAUAGAUAUUUUAAAUGAUUUAAUACCAGAUACCACAUAUAUGAUUGGUGUUUUGAUUAUAACUGACGAUGGGAAUUUCAAUCUUGAAAGUAUAGUUUAUGGUCAAUACAAGACAUCGCAUUGUAUCCAGCCUGAAAUAACUGAUUAUAACAUUAAAUUGAUCAGUGGGAUAAAAAGCGUCAAUAUAACAUGGAAUGAAAUAAUACCCAAACAGUUAGAAUGCAAAAUUACUGAAUAUGUUAUUACGUUAACAUUUAAUCAAACACAAAAUAAAAUGUCUGGUGUUAAAGAAAUAAAAUCAAGUUUCAAUACUAGCCACUUAAUAGAAAAUCUCUAUCCUGGGUACAAUUACAGUACAUCACUGACUCCUAAGACUACUAAAGGACCAUUAAAGUCGUCACCUACGUAUUCAUUUACUCCCCUAAUGACAGUAAAUGACAUGAGUAUUAAGGAUAUUGUUGCUGUAACCACUUAUAAUAAAACAAUCAAAAUAUCCUGGAAAUUAGGAAAUGCCUACCGUUACGAUGCUACAGUCAACGAACCAAUAAAGUGUGUUCUCAGAUACAAACUACAACGAAUUCUUAGUUGUUCUAUGGAUGAAAUAAAAAAUGACUGGACAUCAACUACAAUCUACAAUCGAACAAAUUACGAAAUAUUUGACUUGAUUCCUAAUUCACAGUACUGUAUACAAGUUACAGUUGCCAAUAACUUGAAUACUGUGCAACGAGAAAACCAUGUGUGCAAAUUAACACCAGCAUCAUAUCCAAUAACUAAACCUGUUUUUGACCUUCAAAACCCAAUGAAUGUGACUAAUAGCUCAGUGUUUGUCCAAUGGAAAGUCGAUCCCGUAAAUUGUUCAAAGUUAAAUGGAUUUUUAUCAACGUAUUACAUUGAACUAAAGGAUAAGGGAAAUAACACUUUACAAGUAAAAGAAACGAAAAAAAACUACAUUUACAUUAAUGAUCUGAAAUCAAAUAAUUAUUAUGAACUGAAAGUGUUUAUAAAAACACACAUCGGUUAUAACCCUGAACAAUAUCUAUUUACAAAUUUCACUACUAAAUCAAAAUAUUUAGUACCAGUCUAUGAUAUAGUAGCUUAUAAAAAGAGUCUAAGACAUCGAUCAGUAGGACUUCGUUGGUAUUAUUUAGAAGAUGCAAAUUUAAAUGGAUUUAUAGUUUCAAUUAAUAAAAAUGGUGGAAACCCAAACAAUGUUAUAGUGAUUGCCCCGACGAAAUGUUCCGCUUGGCCGGAAUAUUAUUGCCAUAGUUUUAAUAAUUUGAGCCCUGGAAACAGCUUCACAUUUAAUAUAAAGCCUAAGUUGAUUAAUAAUCCUGAAGGAGGUAAAGUUUCGUCUAUUUCAUUUAAAAUGAUUGAUGAACAACCAGAUUCUCCGAAUAAUUUUAAAGUUAUUGAUAUUGGAAAGACUUUUAUGACUCUCAAGUGGGAUAUUCCAUGGAUAUUUAAUGGUGCAUUAGAUAUGUACAUUAUUAAUGUAGAAGAAAUGUCAGAUAUGAACUUGUAUUCAAGUAUGAGGGCAAUAGAAUUAGCAAUCUAUGAAGAAGUUCCUUCUUACAACUAUACGCUAAAAAAUCUAAAUCCUGGAUCGACCUAUUCAAUUGGAAUAGUGGCUGUGUCCAAGGCACUAUGGUAUAGUUUACCAUCGACAAUUCACGCAACGACACUUUUUUAUUAG